Eimeria mitis is the source of this 1347-nucleotide messenger RNA. RefSeq names its product dual specificity phosphatase, catalytic domain-containing protein, putative. The coding region runs from base 1 to 1347 and encodes 448 amino acids. The record is from RefSeq and is a predicted model, not a curated record. Lineage: Eukaryota; Apicomplexa; Conoidasida; Eucoccidiorida; Eimeriidae. The transcript has 4 exons.
AUGAUUUCACUCAACCUGCUGCUGCUUCUGCUGCUGCUGCUGCAGCUCCUGCUGCUGCUGCUGCUGCUGCAGCAGCAGCAGCAGCAGCAGAAGGACCAGCAGCAGCAGAAGGACCAGCAGCAGCAGAAGUUGCAGCACAAGACGGAUCGCCAAGCAGCCCUUCUCCUCCCUCCUCCUCCUCCUCCUCUUCCUCCUCAGCAGCAGCAGCAGCAGCAGCAGCAGCAGCAGCAGCAGGGAGAAGGGGAGCUGGGGGCCGCGUGCUGGUACACUGCGCAAAAGGUGCAGCUGCAGUAUUUGCAGGAUCGGCUGGAGGAGGUGCGGCCCGCUCUACCCCACAACAUUGAGAGUGAUGAGCAGCAGCAGCAGCAGCAGCAGCAGCAGCAGCAGCAGCAGCAAAAGGGAGCAGCAGCAGGAGCUGCUGCUGCGCAUGCAUUCCAUGCUACUGUCUCCAUCGAAGACAGCGAGCCCGAUAUAUUCAGAAGAGACCCAGACGCCAGAACCAGGUUAAGGGCCUUUGUUGCUUCCUGCAGCCGCGAGCUAACGGAGGAAGAUCUUAAACAAAGAAUCACACUCGUGUUUGCUGCUACGCUCCCCGGUGUCUCCAUGGCUGAUAAAGUAGCAGAUGAGAUAAAGGCCUGGGUAGCAGACUGCAGGGCGACAGCAGCAGCAGCAGCAGCUGCUGCUGCUGCUGCAAAAGAUAAGAGCAGCAGCAGCUCCCCUGCUGCAGAUGAAGCAGCAGCAGCACCAACAGCAGCAGCAGCAGCAGCAGCAGGAGACAGUAAAAAGAGACACAGGGAUAAAGACAGUGGAGGAGAUAGACGGUCAAGGAAAGCAGCAAGAAGCAGCCACAGACGCAGCAGCAGCAGCAGCAGCAGCAGCAGCAGCAGCAGAAGCAGCAGCAGAAGCAGCAGCAGAAGCAGCAGUAGAAGCAGAAGAAACACCGAAAGAAAUGCCGGUGGUGGAGGAGCUAUCAAUGGCCUCAGCAGCAGCAGCAGCAGCAGCAGCAGCAGCAGCAGCAGCAGCGGGAACGGAGUGAAGGAGCCUCAGGGGACCCUGGCGCCGUGGCAGCAGUCUUUGUAUAGAGACAGAGAGAGAGACAGAGACAGAGAGAGAGACAGAGAGAGAGAAAGAGACAGAGAGAGAGACAGAGAGAGACAGAGACAAAGAGAAGGAGACAGAGACAGAGACAGAGACAGAGACAGCAGCACAGAGAGAAAAGCAACAAAAAAAGCAAAAAAGAAAAAAAACAAAGACAAAGACAAAGACAAAAAGAAAACCUCUUCUCUCCGUCUUAGACUCAAAACACCAACACCCAAAACAAAGAAAUACACCAGCGACAGCGACUAA